Molecule: messenger RNA, 4853 nt
Organism: Nycticebus coucang (slow loris)
Lineage: Eukaryota; Metazoa; Chordata; Mammalia; Primates; Lorisidae
Gene: VSIG10
Product: V-set and immunoglobulin domain containing 10
Exons: 9
Coding region: 410-2017 (535 amino acids)
Biological process (GO): cell-cell adhesion
Cellular component (GO): cell-cell junction
Molecular function (GO): cell adhesion molecule binding
Source: RefSeq, a predicted model, not a curated record
CUCCAGCCUGCUGUCCCGGCUCGAGCCGACUCCGGAGGGCCCAGCCUCGGCGCUCCGCCCCCGGCCCGGCGGGACCUGGCCCUCCUUCCUGGCCAAGGUAGAGGAAGCGGGGUCCCGCCUGGACCGGAGGCGGAGAGACCCGCUCCUGUUGUUUUCCGCCCGCGGGAGCGGGCAGGCGGGCGCAGGCGGGCGCAGGGGGCGGGGUGCGCCCUACCUCCCCGGCCUGGGCCCCUGGGAGCACUGGUCGCAACCCCGACGUCGGGCUCAGCCGAGAAUCCAUCCUUCCUGGAGGCUCAGGAGAGUAGGGCCACUCUGCCGUUCCGAGGACCUGGGAGGAGCGCUCGGUACCCCGGGUCGCACACCCAGCCCAGCCGGAGCCUGCUUUUGCUGAGCCCGUAUCUGCGACGAGAUGGCCGCAGGCGGCCGGGCGCCGGAGCUCGGUGCCCUCGUCUGCCUCGGGGCGCUGCUGGCCGGCUGGGUCACCGCAGGAUUGGAAGCUGUUGUCAUCGGAGAAGUUCAUGAGAACGUUACCCUGCACUGUGGCAACAUCUUGGGACCAAGGGGCCUGGUGACCUGGUACCGGAACACCUCAGGGCCCGUGUUCCUUCUCUCCUCCAAUUCCAGCCUCCCUCCAGCCUCGCCUCGCUUCUCUCUGGUGAACUUCAGCUCCCUGCACAUUGAGGCACUGAACCUGCAGGAUGAGGGCAACUACACCUGCCAGGAGAUCCUGAAUGUGACUCGGUGGUUCCAAGUGUGGCUGCAGGUGGCCAGCGGCCCCUAUCAGAUUGAGGUCAACAUCUCGGCCACGGGAGAGCUCCCCAAUGGCACCCUGUAUGCAGCUAGGGGCUCCCAGGUGGACUUCAGCUGCAGUAGCAGCUCCUGGCCUCUACCCAUGGUUGAGUGGUGGUUCCAGGCCCAGAAUUCCUCGGGCGAGCCCUUUGGAAACAACCUGACGCUCAGCUCUUUCACACUGUUUCUGAUGUCACCAAACCUCCAGGGAAACUACACCUGUUUGGCCAUGAACAUGCUCAGCGGGAGACAACGAAAGGUGACCACCGAGCUCCUGGUCUACUCCCCGCCUCCAUCAGCUCCUCAGUGUUGGGCAGAGAUGUCAUCAGGAUCGUCUGUGCUGCAGCUCACCUGUCGCUGGGAUGGGGGCUACCCUGACGCUGACUUCCUCUGGACAGAAGAGCCAGGAGUUGUGAUCAUAGGGAAGUCAAAGCUGGGAGUGGAAGUGCUGAACCAGUCCCAGUUGUCAGAUGGCAAGAAGUUCAAGUGUGUUGGGAGCCACAUAGUGGGGCCAGUGUCGGGAGCCAGCUGUGUGGUGCAGAUUGGGAGCCCUUCCCUCCUGUCUGAGCCCAUGAAGACGUGCUUCGUGGGGGGCAAUGUGACACUCACCUGCCAAGUGUCUGGAGCCUACCCCCGUGCCAGGAUCCUGUGGCUGAGGAACUUUACCCGGCCCGAGGUGGUCAUCAAACCCAGCAGCCACUACCUCAUUACCCAGGAUGGUCAGAGCUCUACCCUCACCGUCUGCAACUGCUCCCAGGACCUGGAUGAAGGCUACUACGUCUGCCGGGCUGAGAACCCCGUGGGGGUGAGGGAGGUGGACAUUUGGCUGAGUGUAAAAGAACCUUUAAACGUUGGGGGAAUCGUGGGAACCAUUGUGAGCCUCCUUCUGCUGGGACUGGCUAUUAUCUCAGGGCUUGUGUUAUAUAACAGCCCCAUGUUCUGCUGGAAAGUAGGAAACACUGUCAGGGGACAAGACAUGGGUGAUGUCAUGGUUUUGGUGGAUUCAGAAGAGGAGGAAGAAGAUGAGGAAGAGGAUGUUGUAGAAGAGGAAGAGGAGGAAAAUGAGAGAGAGUUGCCUAAAGAAAGAGCCAAGCAUGACCACAUUCACAGAGUGACCGCACUAGUGAAUGGGAACAUAGAACAGAUGGGAAAUGGAUUCCAGGAUCUACAAGAUGACAGCAGUGAACAGCAAAGUGACAUCAUUCAAGAAGAAGAUAGGCCAGUUUGAAGAAGAUUGUCUAUCCGUAUCUUCUUAAAAGCUUAGAUGAACUCUUCAUUCAGCUUUGAUUUGAUUUGCAGCCCUGCUGGGGGCUUGCAUUAGCAAUGUUUGGAUCUCUCAGCAAAAAAAAGAAAAACACACAUUUUUCCUUCCAUUUUAAAAAAAACCUGGUUUGAUUUGCUGUUAAGUUUUCUCAGCAAUGUCAAAAUGCUUUGGAAAGGAACAGUGUACGUGGGAAAGCUGAAUUUGGUGUUUGAGGUGCCGCUUUGGCUGAUUCCUGGCUUUAUCCAGGUUGACCUACCGGAACAGACACUGAUGUGGAGGGAGUAUGGGUGAGAGAAGCACUGACCUUGGUGCCCUUUGCGACUAUUAAAUGCUUAUAAUCAGCUUGCUCUAGCACAAAAGGGAGUAUCGUGGGGUGAUGGGGAAACUUCCUUAUUACUGCCCAGGGGAGCUUGUGACCAAGGAACUGGGCAAGUAUCAGCUCCCUGGGAAAGAUAAGGUUUUAGCAACCAACGUAAGUCAGAGGAGGGCGGUUUGGUUCAGUCUCACUUUGUCACCCUUGGUAGAGGGCUGUCGUGGCUCCCAGCAACCUCAAACUCCUGGGUUCAAGUGGUUCUCUUGCCUCAGCCUCCCAAGUAGCUGGGACCACAGGGACCCACCACGAUGCCCAGCUAUUUUUUAGAGACAGGGUCUCCCUCUUGCUCAGGCUGGUCUCAAACUCCUGAGCUCAAGUGAUCCACCCCUCCCACCCCUUGGCCGCCCAGAGUGCUGGGAUUACAGGCAUGAGCCACUGCCUGGCUGCUACUUUUGUUUCAUGGGCUCAGGCAUGUUUUACCUAUCCCUGGGCCCCAGUAUCUUCACGUGUAGAAUGGGCAAAAUUACACCUAUCUUCCAAGCUUGUGAGGACUAAAAUAAUUUGAGAGAUAAAAGUGCGGAGGAGGUGCUCAAUGGAUGUUAAUUACUCUUUUUUUGGCCUUCCACCUAUUUAGUGGAAGAAAAGUGUUAACUGUAAAUUACAAGCUGCUGCCUAUUCCUUUCAUUCUGCUUUAUAGAAUGGUUCAUAGGAGAGCAUUAUCAGAGCGCUCCUGACAAUUUUUGUUUUCCAAAGAGGUAGCUGAUAAGAGGAAGAGCCUUUCAUUGUAAUCUCACAUUUUGCAGAGCUUCAUAUUUAUGUUAUAUAAAAGCCUCCUACGUGAUACACUGAGUUUUCAGAACUUUCCCAUUGUUCAUUUCUCCCAUUGUUUUGAAAGAAAGCAAAGGCAUUUUUAUAAUGGAGUACCUGGUGAUAAGAGCUCCUUGGGCAAACCAGUUCAUCUGGCCUGUUUCGCUCUCUUGGAAAUGGGAACAGGAAAGCUUGUUUUUUUCCUCCUCCUCAAGAAUAUCAUGAGGGUACCUGAUCAGUAACAUUAAAUUUUGAAUGAAGAUACUGAUGAGUUUACGCCACUGAUGUUUCCAAUAGAUCCUUGUACAGUUGGAAAUUUAAUUUUUCUGAUUUCAUUGAAGGUUCUUAAAGUCAGGGACCUUAGAAAGGUACAGUGAAUGUGUGCUAAACUGAAAAUCUGAGUUGAAUUUGUACUCUUUAAUGUUGCAUAUCCUGGUUUAAUGGGCAUGAUCUAGGGCUUACAGGGGAACUUCCCUUCUCCCAUACCAAGAGCUGAGAUUCCUAAGAUGAGAAGUUGGUUAUUGUCUUACGUAACCCUGCAGGUGUGGUUGGGAAAGGUCUUUCUUGGGUGACAGGAUCAAACUUAACAAUCACCAAAAGGAUGCCCUGUCCCCAGCUCAGGACACUGGGGAGUUUAGAAGCUAACUGCAAUUUCUACUCCUCAGGAAUAGCUGUGAAUCAACGUUCCACCUGGGUAGAUCUUUUGCUACAUGGUACCUCAUACGUUUAAGCAUUCUCAAUAGUGCAAAUCACUCAGGUUGCUUCUAAAGUCACAAAAGACUAAGCUUGUCUUUCCUUUAGAGUCUUCAAUAACUAAAUUCCAGAAUUUAAGAGUCCACUAUUCAGAAGCAACUAGAUUUUUUAAAAAAGAGAAAGGAAAAAGAUAAACAUCCCUGGCUGGGAAUGCAGAGAAUGUUCUGCAAGAUCAGCAGGAUGUUUUCCACAACUUCCUUUUCUCUUGCACACACAAUUUAUGAUAGGAAAUACUUAAGGGUUUUUCCACUAGCAAAUGGGAACUUUAAGGUCUUGAUGCCAAGCACUAUAAACCCUUGGCCAGGUGAGCUGUGACUGUUGUCACUUUUAUUUGAGCCCUGUAUGGGUUAAAGCCCAGGCACUGGAUAGCUGCAAAUUUUAGGAAUUCUUAAAGAUUUAGGGCUGCUUUUAAGAUAUCCAGGCCCAAAUCCACAAGCAUGUUGACAGUGGAUUAUAGCAUUUGUCUGGCAAAGUCCAAGUUGUUACAUUGUGCUUUUUAAUGCAUGUAUUGUUAAAAACAGAAACCUAGAGAUCUACUUAUCAGAACCAGGAAGAUAAACACUUCAGAGCCAUUAACAACUGAUAUUUCUUUUCCUCAAAAACCCGGUGGACCCUGGGGAGGGGGCUCCACAAUCCUGUGGCUUUUAUGUUGGUUCCAGUUCUCACAAUCACAUUCAAGUUGUCUUAUUGAAGUAAGAAAACAGGUUGGAAAAUUUCCAUAACCCAUGCACUGAGGCCUGGAAUAUCUUUAUCCUUGCUGGGUAAAACUAUGAUGCAACAAGUGCCAACUAUUUCUCACCAUGGGACUGGCCAGGAGAGAAAAAUAAGCAGAUCCCUUACAUUUUAAUAUGUAUGUAUGUAGGGAAGGAUGGGAAAAUUCAUCCUGAGGUUAAAAUAAUAGAUUUUUAAAAGAUAAUAAAGUUAUUU